Molecule: messenger RNA, 942 nt
Organism: Toxotes jaculatrix (banded archerfish)
Lineage: Eukaryota; Metazoa; Chordata; Actinopteri; Toxotidae
Product: olfactory receptor 142-like
Exons: 2
Coding region: 16-942 (308 amino acids)
Biological process (GO): G protein-coupled receptor signaling pathway
Cellular component (GO): membrane
Molecular function (GO): olfactory receptor activity; G protein-coupled receptor activity
Source: RefSeq, a predicted model, not a curated record
CAGACCAGACUGAAGAUGAUGAAAAACUCCACACAGGUUUCAUAUUUCACACUCGCUGCCUACUUUGACACCGGUGCUUUUGAAUUCAUAUGUUUCAUGAUUGUUAUGUUGUUAUAUCUUUUAAUCCUUUGUGCCAAUGUGCUGCUGAUUGUGGUCAUCUGUAUGAACAGAAGCUUACAUGAGCCUAUGUACCUGUUUCUGUGCAGCCUGUUUGUAAAUGAACUGUAUGGUAGCACAGGGCUGUUUCCAUUCCUCCUGGUUCAGAUUCUCUCUGACGUUCACACUGUUUCUGCUUCUCUGUGUUUCCUGCAGAUCUUCUGUGUUUAUACCUAUGCGAGCAUACAGUUUAGUAAUUUAUCCAUCAUGUCUUAUGACAGAUACCUUGCUAUCUGCUGUCCUCUGCAGUACAACACACGAAUGACAUUUCACAAGGUUGCCGUGCUCAUUUCUCUGUCGUGGUUGUACCCAUUUCUUGCGAUUUUUGUUUUGAUAUCUCUGACCAUCCCUUUACAGCUGUGUGGGAACAUCAUUCCCAAAGUUUACUGUGACAACUACUCCAUCGUCAAACUGUCCUGUUCUGACACCACAGUCAACAACGUCUAUGGAAUAAUUUACACUUUUACAACAGUUGUUCUUGUCCUUUUAAUCCUUUACACUUACAUGAGGAUCCUUAAAGUGUGUUUCUCAGGCUCCAAACAGACCAGACAGAAAGCUGUCAGUACCUGCACACCUCACCUCGCUUCCCUGCUCAACUUCUCUUGUGGUUGUUUCUUUGAAAUUGUACAGAACAGAUUUGAUAUGAAUCGUGUGCCUAAUAUGUUGCGGAUAUUUUUAUCGUUAUACUGGCUCACGUGUCAGCCGCUCUUUAACCCAGUGAUGUACGGACUGAAUGUAACCAAAAUCCGCAUCACAUGUAAAAGUGUUAUCUUUGGUAAAAUGUAA